AGUAAAACAAGUGAGGGUUUCUUCUGUUUGUGUCAGUGUGUGUGUGUUGUGCUCGUGAGGCAAUGGAAGGAGGAGGAGCCAUCCCGGCGGGUGCGGGCAAGGCGGCCUAUGGCGAUGGGAUGCACAAGAGUCCACUUCAUCCACAGCCACAGCCCACCGUCGACGCCCGCCUGGCCGAUGCUGAACAAGAGCCAUGUGGGACUGUAAUAGUUCCUCAAAUCAUCAUAGUUAAAGGUGGACAGGAUGUGGCAAUGGAAGUCAAGUCGUAUGGUGGGAAUGGUUGGGCAGUUUUUAUCAUGUCUGCCGAGGGCGCCGUAUCCAAUGUGACACUGCAUCAACCAGCUUCUCCGCUUGAAACAGUUAUGCAUAAGGGUUGUUUUGACAUUGUCUCCAUGACCGGCUCGUAUCUGCCGUCAAAAACUGAUGGAGUGAGCUCUCUAAAGGGUGGGUUCGCCAUUUCGCUUGUCGAUGCUGAUGGCCGCAUCUUCGGCGGUGGGUUAGCAGGACCUCUGAUUGCAGCAUCAUCUGUUCAGGUGAUCAUUGGAAGGUUUGCAGCUGAUGAAAAAGAGGACAUCAAGCAGGAUGUGGCCAGUGGAACUGAACCGAGUGAUUCUCCGAAUGGAUCCUCAAGUGGUCCAGGAAGCCCAUCAAACUAGAGUGCUUUGGCACAUUCAACUCCAGCUUCCUAUUUCCAGAUGCCAGUCAGCUUAAUAAAUUCCUAGUUUUUCGUUCCUACUAUUUCCCAGACGCUUAGCUUUCUGCUCGUACUUGUUGAACUUUUCAGUCUCGUUAUAUGAUGUAUGGCCCCUGGAUGUGGUCAAGUUAUGUUUUUA
Messenger RNA from Triticum urartu, 833 nucleotides. Its product is annotated as AT-hook motif nuclear-localized protein 1-like. Gene Ontology annotation, molecular function: minor groove of adenine-thymine-rich DNA binding. NCBI's taxonomy places the organism in Eukaryota, Viridiplantae, Streptophyta, Magnoliopsida, Poales, Poaceae. The record is from RefSeq and is a predicted model, not a curated record.